Hansenula ciferrii is the source of this 798-nucleotide messenger RNA. Its product is annotated as class I SAM-dependent methyltransferase. The coding region runs from base 1 to 798 and encodes 265 amino acids. Lineage: Eukaryota; Fungi; Ascomycota; Saccharomycetes; Phaffomycetales; Wickerhamomycetaceae. The transcript has a single exon. The record is from RefSeq and is a predicted model, not a curated record. Gene Ontology annotation, molecular function: methyltransferase activity.
AUGUCUGGCCAAACUUAUUACAAAGAUGGAUAUGAUUCCACAAUUUCAAAUUCACAUUCUUGGAGAACUGCUGAAAAUUCAUCUGCUUAUUUGUUACCACAUUUGAAACCAACAGAUAAAAUUUUAGAUGUUGGAUGUGGACCUGGUACUAUUACUUAUGGUUUAGCAAAAUAUAUUCCACAAGGUGAAAUUAUUGGUAUUGAACCUACAAGUGAACUAAUUGAAGAAGCAAUCAAUAAUAAAGUGGAUAGUGAUACAGGUCCAAGAGGUAAAGUUAAAUUUGAAGAAGCAUCAGCUUUUGAAUUACCUUAUGAAGAUGAAUCAUUUGAUGUUGUUCAUGCUCAUCAAGUUAUUAUUCAUUUAUCAGAACCUUUAAAGGCUUUAAAAGAGAUGAAAAGAGUUUUGAAAAAAGGUGGGUAUCUAGCUUUAAGAGAUUCAGAAUUAAGAUCUGCAUUGGUUUAUCCUAAACAAUAUGAAGAUCCAAUCAAAUAUUACUUUGAUAAAAUCAGAUCAGAAUAUACAUCAAUCGAUGCAGCAUCAACAUCGAAGCAAUUUACAAUUGAUGCUGGUUUCAAACCUGAAGAUAUUGUCAAUACCACCUCAACUUGGUGUAUUUCAAGUAGAUAUGAUAGAUCAUGGUUUUCUGAAAUUUAUAUUAAAAGAUCAACUAAAUUAAAUUUCAAGCCUGAAGAUAAAUAUGAUCAAGCUCAAUUAGAAACUGCAUGGAAACAAUGGGCUGAUGAUGAUUAUAGUUGGUUUGUCUUACUACAUGGUGAAGUUAUUGCCAAAAAGAACUAG